Messenger RNA from Scatophagus argus, 3986 nucleotides. RefSeq names its product G protein-coupled receptor 142 (gene gpr142). NCBI's taxonomy places the organism in Eukaryota, Metazoa, Chordata, Actinopteri, Scatophagidae. Gene Ontology annotation, molecular function: G protein-coupled receptor activity. Gene Ontology annotation, cellular component: membrane. The transcript has 2 exons. Bases 351 to 1445 code for a protein of 364 amino acids. The record is from RefSeq and is a predicted model, not a curated record. Gene Ontology annotation, biological process: G protein-coupled receptor signaling pathway.
GGGCAGUUGACUGACGUUUUGUUUCCACAGUUUAUCUCUGAAAACCCGUUGUGACGUAACCUCGCUCAUACUCAAAUGUAAGAUGCAGCAACAUACAGCAGCUCAUCAUCUGUAUGAAAGAGGAAGAAGAUAUAUCACGAUAACAAUAUUUGCUAGGAUUAAAUCAUUGUUGGUUUUGGCCUUAUGGUAGGAUUUAACGAUGACAAAAAAAAUAAUAAUAUCACCAGACUCAUCCUUGAAGUGCACAGUCUAACAAGUCAUCAGUCUCCCCUUUGCUUUCUAAAGGAAAACACUGACUCCGAGUCCUCAAAAUAUUUCUCGUCUUAUUUUCCAGGGGAAACGUCAAGGUCAUGAUCGACUGGCCCAAUGUGACAGCGUCCGGCCACCGGGAGCUGGGCCUGAAACCUGAGGAGCUGCAGAAGUCCAAGUGUGUCCUGGGCUUCAUUCCUGUCGUCUACUACAGCGUUCUGCUCUGUGUGGGAGUACCAGUGAACAUCCUCACAGCGGUGGCUUUGUCCCGACUCGCAUCCCGCACCAAGAAAGCUCUGUACUACUACCUGCUGGCGGUGACAGGCUCAGACAUCCUCUCCCAGCUCUUCAUCAUCUUUGUCGGCUUCCUGCUGGAGACGGCGGUUUUUCACCGCGAAGUCCCUUCACUCCUGUUGCACUCUGUCAGCGCUGCCGAGUUUGCCGCCAACCACGCCUCCAUCUGGUCCACUGUCCCCCUCACCGUGGACCGCUAUGUGGCGCUGUGCCACCCCCUGCUCCACCGCCAGAUCAGCUACCCAGCCCGGGCCAGGAAGAUCAUCUUGGUGGUGCUGACGUUAUCGCUGGCCUCGGGCCUGCCCUUCUUCUGGUGGUCAGACAUGUGGAGGAACAGCCACCCACCCACAGCGCUGGACACCGUCCUCAUAUGGACUCAUGUAACUAUCAUCUACUUCCUGCCCUGCAGCAUCUUCUUAGUGCUGAACUCUUUGAUAAUCCACACGCUGAGGGUGAGGCAGAGGCAGCAGUGUUGCCAGGAGGAGGGCGGGCCGAAGUCUGCGCCUCCUCGGCGGCUUGGGAAAACCACGGCCAUGCUGUUGGCCAUCACCUCCGUCUUCUCUGUGCUGUGGGCCCCCAGGACUGUCGUGGUCAUCUACCAUCUGUACGUGUCCUCGGUUCACAGAGACUGGCGCGUCCACCUGGCCUACGAUCUGUCCAACAUGCUGGCUAUGCUCAACACGGCCGUGAACUUCUUCCUCUACUGCUUCGUCAGUAAGCCCUUCCGCAGUGUCGUGCGGGACGUCGUGCUGCUCAGAGGGGGGCCGUUGUAUCCUCGACGCGCUCUGCCCCAACCGCAGGCCCCCACCAACGCCUCCAUUUCCUCUCUGUACAGUGGGAACAAGCGCUCACAGAGGGACUGCACCCCCUUGUCACCUCACAGGGCCAGAAAGCCUUCAUGACCUCGUGGCCCCUCCUCUUAAUCCAAAACACCCAUCGUCCCACGGUCCUGAAGCACUUCUGACCCCAGGGACCCACACUGCGUUCCAGCUAUGACCGUGGACAGCUGCCAGUCUCAAAGGGCCUUGAAUGAACUUGCAAGAAGUAUGUCUUUUGAAUUAUAAUGUGUCACUCCGUGUUGUUUGUCCAUCUAAAUCAGAUAAGAUGACAGCGUAUUUAUUUUAUUUUUUGUUCACAAGAAAACUUAAGUUUCUUUAUGGUAUUUUUUCUUUUCCACAUACGGUAUAAUGUGACAGAAUAUUUUUAUAUUGUUAGGAGAAAAAAGAAGAGAUUAACAGUUAGUUUCCUCGGUGGUUUGAAACAGAGGGGGGAAAAGUGAGCAAAAUCAUUUUAAUCCUUUCAUCUGCCCUGUCCUGCUUUGACAUCCACGGCGACAAAGAGGGAGGAAAGAGAAUUUCUUUGGAAAUGGCUGCUUUUUCUGCAGAACACAAUGUUAAGCACAGCCAACUGAGCAAAGAAAUCGUAGUUGGUCUGCACAGCGAGCUCCCAGGCACAGAAACCACAGCUGCUAAGGCGAGUGUUUAGUUUUCAUGAUAUGCAACUCGAUGGAGCCUUAAAUGAAAGUUUGCUGUUAAAGCAGCAGGAGUGAAGACCUGCUCUUCAAACAGACCCUCUGCUACAUCACCAACAUGGCCUCAGCUCUGGCUAAACAAACCACAGAUUAGCCUGGUGGUCUGCACACACACACAGAGCAGCUGGUACAUUUCCAUUUGCUACAGCACCAGUUCUCACAUAACAUCAAUGCAGUUUGAUGAAAAGUGAAAACUGUGCUGUUUCACUUGUUGUAUCAGUGCUGUGAACAAUAAGAGAGCGAUCAUCAUCUUCAGACGGCUAACCUGCAUUUAUUUCCAAUUUGUGCUGUCAGGAAAUGUUGCCAGGCUCAUCUUUCAUGCUGAUGUUCUGUUAAACAGCCCGACAGCUCAGUUUCUAAACGUAAAGCGUAAACAUAAAAGUGUACAUUUUCAUUUCUGCAGGUGAAACAGGUCCCUCACAAUGACAAACCCACAGCAACACAUCAUCCCACGAGGAACUUUCCACUUAGAGCAUCCUAACUUAAUCAUUCUGUGUCAUCACAAACAUUUUUUAAUGUAGUCUCAAGUAGCCCUCAGUAUACAGGAUGUAUGCACAUCGUCCUCCCGAGGUUUACAUUGUUCCUCCAUUUACUCCUCUGACUGCCCUUUUAGGGUUAACGUUUCCAUUGGAGGCCGCCUGCCUGCCCCCAUCCUCCCACUGUCCUCGUUGUGUUUCCUGUAACAGUAAGGGUUGCGGCGUUCAUCAGUCCGCUCACGUCGCCCGGCGUCCGAACCACACUGAGUUCUGAGAGCUCGCACACAGAUGCAGAUACGAAUUGUUUCUUUGAAGACGUCUCCUGCUGCCUGACAGUAACAGAGGGGGGUGUGAGGGAGCGUGGAGCCGCCACGACCUUACGCCGGUUAACAGUGGGGGUCCGGGAGAUGACUGGAUAAACAGUUAAGACCAUAAUGCAAGACUAAGAUGGCAGAGCAGGAACUGAUUAGAGUUUAACGGAGCUUUCACACUCCUACAGAGCUGUUAGGGCGGUGGGAGGUAAACCCCAGCAGCCACACGUCCCCCGUCUGUCUGCCACCUGUCCUUUGUGCCUGUUCAAACACCUGGUUACGUCCCCCCACUCCUCACCUAUUCAGGCCUGCCUGCUGCCCAGCAGGUGCCAGAAGGCACCAGAUGAGAAGACAAAACACGGCAGAGAGCGACAAGUGUAUCCUGUCAGAUGCAGUUCAACAAAGUACUUAAAACAUAUCCUGGAAAUUUGUCCUUCUCCCAGAAUCACAAGCCUCAGCGGUCGGCUCUGAUGUGCAUGUUUCACUGUGUUUCAUGUGAGCUCUGCUGGUUUGUUCAGUCAGUUUAAGAUGAUGUAAAACAUGACAUCACAGUGUGGUUGAGGAGAAGGUUUUCAGGGAAAAUAGAUCAAGUCUUACUGCAGUAAAAUAAGUAAGUAAAACUUGGAAGGUUAUUUCAUUGAAAUAAUGAAACCCAUGAACAUUACUCUUAAAGUCUCUGAGGAUUUUUCUAAGCAACCAGUGCAUUUUAAGAUGCUAGCUGCAAGUUUUUUUUAAUUCUUAUUUUAAUGCUGUGUAAUAUGAUUUUGAUAUAUAUAUAUAUGAUAAGAGUCCUUGAACAUACCAUCUGAUAAGUUCUGCAGCAAACACUGUAUGCACUUUCACAUUUACUGCUUAAGAAAACGUAAAACAGGUACAACCAUUUAAAUUGUGUCUCUCUACCACCUGGUUUGGCGUUAACGUCGAACAGUCUGACGCGAAUCGAUUGGCGUGCAGUCAAAAAUCAGUUUGAGAUGUUCAGAGGCUCGUUCUCCUGCGUGUUGACCUGUUGUGUGUCCUCAUGUGCAUAGUUUACAUCACUUUCUUUGGACAUGAGUAUAACUGUUAUCCAGUGUGACGGUGUUUGUAAGAACCGAGUUUGAUAUGGAGAUGAAAUAAAUGUUUAGC